ACACAGACGUGGCCAUAAGGAACGAUCAGUUGCCAGUGGGGUGCAAAGAACUGGCUUGUUUUCCGUAGAGCUAAUUCUAACUUCACUCCUCCGACAUGAAGUUGAACAGCACAUGGGGGGAGGGAAGCAGCACAGAGGCCCUUUCCAGGGGGUCCGUGUGAAGAAUUCCGUGAAGGAGCUCCUGCUGCACUUCAGGAGCAGCAAACAGAUGUCCUCGGGCUCCGCCGCGGAGGAAGGCAAGGCACAAGGAGGAUUGGUGAACUACGAGCAGUACACAGCAGAGCUGAAGAGCAUACUAGGUCACAGUGGCAAAAGAAAGGCUCCUGAGCUCCUUUCUGAUGGACCUUCUUUCAAACGCCAAGCUAAUGUUCACCCACACCUCCUGACACCACCCCAGACACCAACUUCUAUGGAUAACAUGGAGGAGACUCAUAAAAACGACCUAAAGCACGACAGCAGUUCUGAUCUGCUUCAGAACAUCAUAAACAUCAAGAACGAGUCAAGCCCUGUUUCUCUGAACACGGUGCAGGUUAGCUGGUUGCACAAUGUCUCCAGUCACAGCUCACCUGGCGAGCAGUACCAGGACAGCCCGGGAACACAGGCUUUCUCCCCGUCCCAGAAGUACCAAGCAUUCCAAGAUCACACUUCCCAGCAUGUGCUUGAUCCACCGCAGCAUUACCAGUUCCCUCCAUCCCAGAACCAAGAUUUGUCGCAGAGCUAUCCUUCAGACGCCUCCCUGGAGUACAGGCCGUUUGCUGCCAACGACCAGUCUCCUGGCUACCAGCAGAAUACAUUUGAGAGCCAUGAACUGCAGUACUGCCCGCCGCAGAGCUUCUCCUCCCUCUUGAAUGACUCUGAAGGCUCGGAGAGCAUCUCUGCUCCCCUCCAGCCGCUGCCCAGUGCCCACCCACAGGCUGAUGUCGGCUCCCACGCUCCGAACUUCAGCUUGCUUUCCAGUAACAUCUGUGGUAGUCUGGAGCGCAGUGUCUCUUUGGCUACUUUGAAUGUCUCUCUACCUGACCAAAACAUCGCCAGAAGCACGGCGCAGCUGGGCAAGUCAUUUUUUCAAUGGCAAGUGGAGCAGGAGGAAAACAAACUGGCUAACAUCUCUCAAGAGCAGUUCCUUGCAAAAGACUCGGAUGGAGACACCUUCCUUCACAUUGCUGUUGCGCAGGGCCGACGAGCACUCUCCUACGUUCUUGCAAGGAAGAUGGCUGCCCUGCACAUGCUGGAUAUUAAAGAGCACAAUGGCCAGAGUGCUUUCCAGGUUGCUGUGGCUGCCAAUCAGCAUCUCAUUGUGCAGGACUUGGUUAGCUUGGGGGCUCAAGUCAACACCACAGACUGCUGGGGUAGGACGCCGUUGCAUGUUUGCGCUGAGAAGGGGCAUGCCCAGGUCCUUCAGGCAAUUCAAAAGGGAGCCAUGGGAAGCAAUCAGUAUGUGGACCUUGAGGCAACAAACUAUGAUGGUUUGACGGCAUUGCACUGUGCUGUUCUGGCUCAUAAUGCUGUGCUGCAUGAACUGCAAAACAGUCAGCCGCCUCACUCCCCUGAAGUCCAGGAGCUUCUGCUGAGAAACAAGAGCCUGGUAGAAACCAUCAAGACUCUGAUACAAAUGGGAGCCUCUGUUGAAGCGAAAGAUCGUAAAAGUGGUCGCUCAGCUUUACAUUUGGCAGCAGAAGAAGCAAACCUGGAGCUCAUUCGUCUCUUUUUGGAGCUGCCCAACUGCCUCUCUUUUGUUAACGCAAAGGCUUACAAUGGCAACACUGCACUCCAUGUGGCUGCCAGCCUGCAGUAUCGUGUGAGUCAGUUGGAUGCUGUGCGCUUGCUAAUGCGAAAAGGAGCUGAUCCAAGUGCCAGAAACUUGGAGAAUGAGCAGCCAGUUCAUCUGGUUCCUGAUGGCCUUGUGGGAGAACAGAUAAGACGUAUCCUAAAAGGGAAGGCGAUUCAGCAGAGAGUGUCGCCAUUUUAAGCUCCAUGUUUCUUGGAGUUCAGCAACUCACACUCACUGUCAGUCAGGCAGUCCUAAUGUAUCUGUAAAUAGACCAUUUGCCUGGUGUGGGCAAAUGUUAGUUGUUUCUAUGAAACAAAAGUAUUUUGUUCACUAUCAUAUAGUGGGUUAUAUAAGAGUU
Molecule: messenger RNA, 2129 nt
Organism: Haliaeetus leucocephalus (bald eagle)
Lineage: Eukaryota; Metazoa; Chordata; Aves; Accipitriformes; Accipitridae
Gene: NFKBIZ
Product: nuclear factor of kappa light polypeptide gene enhancer in B-cells inhibitor, zeta
Exons: 12
Coding region: 113-1969 (618 amino acids)
Biological process (GO): regulation of gene expression
Cellular component (GO): nucleus
Molecular function (GO): POU domain binding; DNA binding
Source: RefSeq, a predicted model, not a curated record